CUUCUUCUCCUCCUUCUUUUACAACUACACUUCCUCCUGGGAGAGCGCCUGCAGCCAGGUGUGUUGCGAAAAUCAUUGAACUAAUAUUGGUAAAAUUGGAGAUCCAUGGAUGAAAGGUACUUUAUGGUCACAUCUUUAGAUCCUGAAGGGAGGGAUGCAGCACGUUCUCUCAGGAGUCCAAAUGCAGCAACAGAUUUUGCCUCCAAGCAAUGUGCUGCUCUGGUUGGUGAAGACCAGCCUCUCUGUCCGGACCUCCCAGAACUUGACCUCUCCGAACUAGACGUGAAUGACUUGGAUGCCGACAGCUUCCUGGGUGGACUCAAGUGGUACAGUGACCAAUCGGAAAUCAUUUCCAAUCAGUACAGCAAUGAACCUUCAAAUAUAUUUGAGAAGAUAGAUGAAGAGAAUGAGGCAAACUUGCUAGCAGUCCUCACAGAGACACUGGACAGUAUCCCCGUGGACGAGGAUGGAUUGCCUUCAUUUGAUGCACUGACAGAUGGAGAUGUGACCAACGAAAAUGAUUCUAGCCCUUCAUCCAUGCCUGACGGCACCCCUCCGACUCAGGAGGCAGAAGAGCCGUCUCUACUUAAGAAGCUCUUGCUGGCUCCAGCCAAUACUCAGCUAAGUUAUAAUGAAUGCUGUGGUCUCAGCACACAAAACCAUGCAAACCCUAAUCACAGGAUCAGAACAAUCCCUGCAGUGGUUAAGACUGAGAAUUCGUGGAGCAAUAAAGCGAAGAGCAUUUGUCAACAGCAAAAGCCGCAAAGGCGCCCCUGCUCAGAGCUCCUCAAGUAUCUGACCACGAAUGACGACCCGCCUCAGACCAAAGCAGCAGAGAGCAGGAGCAGCAGCCAAGACAAAUGCACCUCCAAAAAGAAGCCCCACUUGCAGCCUCAGACGCAUCAUUUGCAAGCCAAACCAACAAGUUUAUCACUUCCUCUGACCCCCGAGUCACCAAAUGAUGCCAAGGGUUCCCCAUUUGAGAACAAGAAUAUUGAACGAACCUUAAGUGUGGAACUCUCUGGAACUGCAGGCCUAACUCCACCUACAACUCCUCCUCACAAAGUCAACCAAGAUAGUCCUUUUAGGACUUCUCCCAAGCCGAAGUCCUCAUGCAAGACUGUUGUGCCACCGUCCAAAAAGCCCCGUUUCAGUGAGUCUUCCAGGACCCAAGGAAAUAAUCCCAAUAAGAAAAGCCCGGAGCAAUCGGAGCUGUACGCCCAGCUCAGCAAGAACUCCGUACUGUCCAGCGGACAUGAGGAGAGGAAAUCAAAACGACCGAGUUUGCGGCUGUUUGGUGACCACGACUACUGUCAGUCGCUCAAUGCUAAAGCCGAAAUCCGCAUCAACGUACCGCAGGAGCUCCAGGACUCUAGACAACUCGAAUAUAAAGAUUCCUCAUCUGGAUGGCAGUGGCAGAUUUGUACUUCUGCAGAUCAAGACCAGUGCUCCACGAGAGAGACUUCACAGGAGAGCAAGCAGGGAGCCCCACGCAACAACCGCAAGCAGCUUCAAGACCAGGAAAUCCGCGCUGAGCUGAACAAGCACUUUGGUCAUCCCAGCCAGGCUGUUUUUGAUGACGAAGCAGACAAGACCAGUGAACUGAGGGACAGUGAUUUUAGUAAUGAACAAUUCUCCAAACUACCUAUGUUUAUAAAUUCAGGACUAGCUAUGGAUGGUCUGUUUGAUGACAGCGAAGAUGAAAAUGAUAAACUGUGCUACCCUUGGGAUGGGACACAAUUCUAUUCAUUGUUUGAUGUAUCGCCUUCCUGCUCUUCUUUUAACUCUCCAUGUAGAGAUUCAGUGUCUCCACCCAAAUCCUUAUUUUCUCAAAGAUCCCAAAGGAUACUCUCGAGAUCAAGGUCCUUUUCUCGACACAGGUCAUGUUCCCGAUCUCCAUAUUCCCGGUCAAGAUCAAGGUCUCCCAGCAGCAGAUCCUCUUCAAGAUCUUGUUACUACUACGAGCCAAGCCACUGCAGACCCCGAGCUCCGCGGAGAUCUCCUUUACACGCAAGAUCGCGCUCCAGGUCGCCCUUCAGUCGUAGGCCCAGGUAUGACAGCUACGAGGAAUAUCAGCACGAAAGGCUGAAGAGGGAGGAAUAUCGCAAAGAGUACGAAAAACGGGAGUCUGAGAGGGCCAAGCAAAGGGACAGACAAAGGCAGAAGGCAAUUGAAGAACGUCGUGUGAUUUAUGUGGGUAAAAUCAGACCUGACACAACCCGGACAGAACUGAGGGACCGUUUUGAAGUUUUUGGUGAAAUUGAGGAGUGUACCGUAAAUCUGCGGGAUGAUGGAGACAGCUAUGGUUUCAUCACCUACCGCUACACCUGCGAUGCUUUUGCUGCUCUUGAAAACGGAUACACUUUGCGCAGGUCGAAUGAACCUGACUUUGAGCUGUACUUUUGUGGACGCAAGCAAUUUUUCAAGUCUAACUAUGCAGACCUAGAUUCAAACUCAGAUGAUUUUGACCCCGCUUCCACCAAGAGCAAGUAUGACUCCAUGGAUUUUGAUAGUUUACUUAGAGAAGCCCAGCGGAGCCUGCGCAGGUAACAUGAACCGUGGCUGAGGAAAAUGGAGGGAACGUGAACACAUCAGGCCCUUCAGUGACGGACUAAGAAAUCAUACGGAGGAAUUUCUCCUACUUUACACUCUGUACAAAAAAAAAAAGGUUUACAUGAACCCAGCUGCUGAAGAGGGAAGAGGCAAAAUGGAUAUCCAGUAAGCACAUGUUUAUCUGUGGGUGUCAGCUUUGCUUUUCUGGGGUGUUGAUUGUUGGGGGGGAGGGGGAGGGGUAGAGGGGGACCGACAGGGAAUUCUAAAAAUUCAGUAGAGAGAGUGCAAGUGUGCACAACUUGAAAUGGCAGCAGUUUCAUAGAGAUACACUUCAAGCCUUGAGCUUUCAAAUGUGUGCAUCGUAUUUUAAGAGAAAAAAGGCAAAAUAAAAAAUGAAAACACCCUACAGUACAGUAGUUGAGGUCUGGGUAACAGACACUGCAUUCUAAUUUAUAGAAAGUGAAACAAGCUUCCUCUCACACGAUAAUGAUUAUACGACAAUCCUUAAGGAACUUAAGGUCCCACAGAUAGCUUAUCUUUUUUCUUUUUUUGUGUUUUUUUUUUGUGGGAUACGGGAAGGGUAGUAAACAGAGGGAAAUGAAAUGCUCAAACUUUCCUAAAAUGUGAAGUUUCUGUAGUUCAUAUUUCAAUCCUGACACCCAUGUAAAUGUCCAGACUGUUGAUCUUCCAUAGCAAAAUUUCAAACCCUUGUUUAAUGGUCAAAUGUGCAGCUUCUUCGGCAGUUGUUUCUGAUGAGCGGACAUGGUGUUACAUUAUUAAUGAGAGUUGGAGAGUGCUAUCUGGGUGUGUUCAGAUAGUUCAUUGGCUACAUUCUAAAAUGUAGUUAAGUAUUUACAGAUGUUAAAUGGAGUAUUUUUAUUUUAUGUACAUACUGUAUGACAAUGUUCUUUUUUGUUACAGCUAUGCACUGUAAAUGCAGCCUUCUUUUCAAAACUGCUGAAUUUUUCUUAAUCAAGAAUAUUCAAAUGUAAUUAUGAGGUGAAUCAAUUACUGUACACUAACAUAUUUAGAAAGCUGAACUUAUGCUUAUAUAUAUUUGAUUGUAAAAAAGACAGUGUGUGUGUUUGUUGAGUGCAAAAAAAAAAAAUAUCGAUGCUUUAUGCACAUUCAUCCCUUCUUCGGUGAGCUUCGAUCUAAGCAUCUUGUCAAGAAAUAUCCUAGUCCCAAGAGGUAUUAGCCCCUUCUGCAAAAUUUUUCCAUACUUUCCUGUCGCUCGUUUUUCUUUUGCAGUUUUAUACACUGGAUUUGUUAGGGGAAUGAAAUUUUCUCAUCUAAAAUUUUUCUAGGAGAGAUCAUGAUUUUAUGUAACGUCUCAAUGGAUAAUCAUUAAGAAAUGUUUUUAUUUUAUGUAUCAACAGUAGUUUUGGAACUAGAGGUCAAAAAUCUUUUUAAAAUGCUGUUUUGUUUUAAUUUUUGUGAUUUUAAUUUGAUACAAAAUGCUGAGGUAAUAAUUACAGUAUGAUUUUUAUGAUAAUUCUGUGUGUCUGAAGACUAUCUUUGAAGCCAGUAUACCUUUUCAUUGGCAAAGUUUAAUGAUGGUAUUUAUCUAUAUUUUUUACAGUUAUGCAUCCUGUAUAAAUACUGAUAUUUCAUUCCUGUGUUUACUAAAGAGACAUAUUUAUCAGUUGCAAAUAGCCUAUUUAUUAUAAAUUAUGAGAUGACUAAAAUAAUAAAGCCAGUGGAGAUUUUAUACCUAGGAUGCAUGACAAUUGUCUCAAGUGGGAGUUAACUGCUUUUGUUUGGAAAAUUCAGCUUUUGCAGAAGCAGUGUUUCUACUUGCACUAGCAUGGCCUCAGAUAUGACCAUGACAUUGUUCUUGAUGGCAUUGCUUCUGCUAAAUUAAAUAUAAACUUCAGAAAACUAUCAUUCUGAGCAUCAGGAUUUCAUCUGAAUAUGGAGGCCCUGGACUGACUUGGAGACCGUAUUCAAGUUUAUAAAUUGGUAUUCUACUACCGUUUGGCAAUCGCAACAUCUUUUAAAGAUAUGGCACACCUACCCGUCUAAUCUAUUCCCUUCCCCCGACCGUCUUCCCCCAAAAACACCUUCUUGGAAAACUGAUCUCACCCCCAGGCCGAUGCAGAUUUUAAUAGCUGCAUUCAUUUAUCACCAGCAUAUUGUGUUCUGAGAGAUUCCACUGUCUGUCCUGUCGGAUGCUUGCUUGAUUUUUUGGCUUCUUAUUUCGAAGUAGGUAGAAAGCAAUAAAAAAGAACCUCGUUCCCAGGUUCUGCGUUACAACAGUAACAUCUUUCAUCCGCCUAAUUGUUCUGUAGGUUAAAAUGCCGGUAUUUUAACUUUGUGUGAACGCCAAACUAAAGUUUACAGUUUUUCUUUCUGAAUUUUGAGUAUCUUCUGUUGUAAAAUAAAAAGAAUAUUAAAAGCAAUAAAUUAUUUUUAAGAAAUCAAUAUUUAGUAUAUCAUAUUAUGUGCUCAAGGACCAGAUGCAUUACCUAUUUUGCCUUUAAAUUUUUGUGAUCAAAUUUUAAAUACAUUCUAUAUCACCCUGGAUCACUGACAUGAAUAAAACAUUUGUGUGUGGUUUUUUUUUCUUUUUUAUGCAUUAAAAAAAACCCACCAACAACACAGACUUCAUGUCAGGGUUCGAUUUUUUUUUUUCCACUGGCCUGACGAAUAUUCUCACCAUGAAGAUGGCUUUCCUCCAUGGACUUCAAAUUACAUAUGAAAUUAGUGCAAAGAAAGGAUCAUGAUCAUCCGAAUAAAGCUAUUUGUAUCUUACGCAGACUCGGUGGGUAGCCCAUCAAAAUGUAAACUCAGUGUUUCUUUUGGGGAAUUUUUUUCUGAAAGAACAUUUCAAAUUAGCACACAUACCACAUUAUCACUGGAGGAAAAUUGCAGCAUAGAUCUGUAUGUCUUUUAGAUGAACUCUGUGCCAUAGCUUUCAUGCUGUGGUAUCACAUCUGCAAUAUUGGUAACUGAACGAGUGCUUAGAAACGUUGGUCGUUUUAAGAGAUGGAAUGGAGUAAUACCUGCGCGAUGCAAAGUGAUCUGGAAUCCAGACAUAGAGAGACCCUAAAAUUGGAAUUGAAGCAAAAAAAAAAUCAAUCUGAGCAAAGCUACUUAGAACAACAGUUGGGCUAUCGGCAUCUAAAGCAGCGCAGAGGGGGAAGUUCGUGCUCUUGGGUCUCGUGGUUGGGUCAGUUGAAAAAAGGAAACCUUUUCAUCCCUUUAGAUGUAAGCUUACAGUAGGUAAUGAUUAUGUGUCCUUUUUGAUGGCUGUAAUGAGAACUUCAAUCGCUGUAGUAUAAGAUCUGAUCUAUAAAUGACCUAGAAUAGCCAUGUGAUAUAAUGUGAUGAUUCUAAAUUUGUACCUAUGUGACAGACAUUUGCAAUAAUGUGAACCACUGAUUUGAUGGAGCUACUGUAAGAUUUGUAGGUGAAAGUGUAUUACUGUUGGUUGAACUAUGCUGAACAGGGAAAGUGAGCUAUUAGUUAAGCCCUCAGCUGGGCUAGUUUCCACCUGCCAAUUCUACAUGUACUGUUGCGGUUUUAUUCAUUGUAUGAAAAUUCCUGUGAUUUUAUUUUUUAAUGUGCAGUACACAUCAGCCUCACUGAGCUAAUAAAGGGAAACGAAUGUUUCAAAUCCA
This is a messenger RNA of Ornithorhynchus anatinus (platypus), 6176 nucleotides long. RefSeq names its product PPARG coactivator 1 alpha (gene PPARGC1A). Gene Ontology annotation, biological process: positive regulation of transcription by RNA polymerase II. The transcript is spliced from 15 exons. Gene Ontology annotation, cellular component: nucleus. Lineage: Eukaryota; Metazoa; Chordata; Mammalia; Monotremata; Ornithorhynchidae. The record is from RefSeq and is a predicted model, not a curated record. The coding region runs from base 106 to 2550 and encodes 814 amino acids. Gene Ontology annotation, molecular function: RNA binding; transcription factor binding.